Blepharisma stoltei is the source of this 636-nucleotide messenger RNA. The record is from the annotation of a GenBank genome assembly. Lineage: Eukaryota; Ciliophora; Heterotrichea; Heterotrichida; Blepharismidae.
AUGAACUCUGACCUCUUUCAGUGGUUUUGGGUCCAUAACUCUUCUGAGCCUGAUUAUGUUUCUACAUCUUUAAUCCAAAGUUAUUGAAGCUACCAAUCUGCAGCUCUAAUUAUAUACCUGAUGCUAAUCAAAAAUUUUGUAUUUGGAAAAAGAAAUGAUUUCAAGGCGCUUAUUCUUUCACUAAUAGUUAUGGGUCUCACUAGCGCUCUUUUCCAAGUUUAUGGGAACUUCUUGACUCAAUUUAUAAUGCUUUCUGCAAUCCUCAUAACUCAACUUAAUUUUGCUAGAAAAGCAAAUAUAGAGAUUUCGCACGGAUUGGAAUGCUUUAUUGCUGUCAACUUUUUAGCGAGCUUUUUCCAUCCAAUAUUUAUGUGGAUUAAUAUUUUAACGCUUUUCAUUGUUCUUGAUAAGUUUAUUUUAGGAUUUUCUUUGAAGCUCUCAAGUAAAGGUGUUUUGUGUGGACUUUUCUUGAUCACUCUUAAUAUUUUAUAUUUUGUUUGCUUGAUACUUGACCUGUUUGACACAAAAUUCCAAUAUUUUAUUGCAGUUUCUUAUGCUUUAAUCUACACUUAUCUUUUCAUAAGCUUUUUAGCUCUAGAAUAUUUUAUUUCUAAAGGACAUAUCAAAGAAGAUUAA